CCGACACGGGAGUGAUGUUGUGUCAUUUUAUAGAUUUCCAGCGAAUCCAGAAGAGCGGGGGAAGUGGAUAGCAGCUGUGAGGAGGUAAAACUGGCAGCCGUCUGCUUCAUCUCGACUCUACAGUGCUCAUUUUGUCAGAGCAGGGAGAUGUCACCACAAUGAGCAAGGACAGUAAAGGAGACAAGAGUUUCCCUGAGAGACUCAAGCGAUGGUUCAAGAUCGAGCGUGGCAAUGCCCCAGGGGUGCGGGACAUUCGCCUCACCGAGGAGCUCAAGCUGGAACUGAGCAGUGACUCGCCAGUCCUUGUGCGUCUCAAGGCCAUCCGGGAGCUGACCGAAGUCCUUGCCACCAGGAGACUUGAGGAGUAUGGCAUAGAAAAGCUGUGGACGCUAGUGCGUGACCUCCUGUCCCUGCCAUGUCCUGCUGAGCACCGCCAUACCACCCUGCAGAUGCUCACCACGCUUGCUGCUGGACAUGACCGCCUGGGGCCCAUGCGUCAUGUCUUCUAUAACUAUAUUGUGGAGAAUUACCAGCUUGAAGACACCAGACAUAUCUUCGACUUCUUUCGUGAGGUGAUAGCAGAGGGGAAGCAGCUGGAGUACAUCGAUGAAUAUGUUGGUCCAUUCCUCCUUGACUGGCUGCCUGGCCUCCUCUCCUCACCUCAGGCUGCUGAUGCUCUCAACCUCAUCAUCAUUCUUGUCAAGUUCAACUCUGCCUACCUGGAUGAGCCUGUAGUAACAGGCUUUGUGAAGCAAGUAGUGAUACAGCUCCACCGCGCAAGCAAUGAGGGUGAGGCUCUACUGUGCCUGCGUGUGCUGGAUGCUGUGCUGGCGUACAGCUACCUGCCCUCCUCAGCCCUCCCCACCUUCAUCACAGCACUCACCAGGGCUGUCAAUGUACCACAGCUCACCACAGAGUCUUGGAAGAUUAUGCGUAACCUGCUCGGGACUCACUUGGGGAACAGUGGCUUGUUUGUUUUGUGUCGGCUGAUCCAGAGCAACUGUGAUGCACACAUGAUCCGCGGCGGGAUAUUCUUUGUGACAUCAGCGCUCUGGGGCAGCAACAAGGUGUCUUCCCUCCACUACAAGCCUGCUGCUGUCCUUCCUAACCUGAGAGAGGCUUCCAAGAACAACCAUGUGCUGGUGGUGUAUGAGAUCGCCCUCAGUGUGCAGAAGCUGGUCUCUAAGAUGUACAUGGAGCUCCAUUUCUCAUCGUGGGACCUUGUCCUGGACAUCCUCAACAAUCUCUUUGAACACACAGUGGCAAUGGAAAAGGACACAGAGAAGCAGACCAUCCUGGGCCUGCUCAAGGAUAUCCUGGAUGCCAUUGAGCAGCUGUUGGACUUGCAUCAGUUUGGGGGCUCUGCAGACAAGUUCUUUUCCCUUGUAGACAAAUAUUCAGAACUGCGCCCGGAGUCAUCAGUGAUGCGGUUGUUGGACCAUCUUGCCUUACGAGCAGACCCUUUGCGGCCACACUGGCUGGCCAACCUCGGCACGCUGCUCAACCAGUACUUCAGACGUGACCCUCGGCCCAACGUCAGGACAAAGGCGCUUGCUAUCCUGUCUGAGGUGUAUAAUAAAAACAGGUAUAUAUAUGGGAAGGAGAUGGUGAGGAAUGUGAUCACCAUUCAGAUGGAAGGCAUACAGAAAGAGGAGGACGUCGGGGUGCGGACGGCUGCUGUCAACCUGCUGGUGCACAUUGCCCUCACUCAGAAGUCUGAAGUGGUGCCGGACAUCCUCGUGCUCCUGGAAAAUAUUGUGAUGGUGCCGUACCUGAAGUCUGGCACUGCAGUGCAGGUGUUGCGGGAGAGUGAGGCGGCAGACAUCAUCGCCGCAGUUGCUGGCCUCAUCCGCAUUUUUAAGAAAAAACUGUGGACUCUUCCCUCAUCACAUGCCAUCCAGGCUUACGGCAUCCUGAUAUCCUGCCUCAAACACCACUACAGGAGCCAGGCGGUGCUGGACGGUGUGCCUCGUGUCCGGCAGCAGAUAUUUGAGAUGAUAUUUGAGAUGCGAGCCAACAGCAAGUACCAGCUGGGUUUCUCGAGGAUGCCUGAACGACCUGGAGAUGACGCCAAGGACUCCAUCGCUGCUCUGGUGCCCCCAUUCUCGCCUUACAUUGUGGUGGAUCACAAGCAUGGCCAGCGCCUCCACCUUGCCCAUCUUCAAAAGGAGGAGGAGGAGGAGAAGGGAGAGCAGGAAGAGGAACAUUCAGGGUUUGGCUCAGGGCUCAAGAACGACUUCUGCAGGGAGGAGAAGGAGUACGUGGUGGGGGCCGGUUGGGACGCCUCGUCCAGGCACAAAGUAGAGAUUACACACCUCUCCCUCACCCAGGCCGCCAUGAUCGUCAUUGUCGCCAUGAAGGAGGAGAAAGAUUGGGAUGUGCUGCGCAUGAUCCUGGAACGGGUGCCUCAAGUCCUCCAGAACAAGGCUCUCAUUCUCUCCAGAGAUGCGAAUGACAUUGAUUAUUUUGCUUCAACUUUGUGUGCUCUGGUCAUGGAAAAAUCCCUUGGGCUUCCGGAGUCCCUGCACAACACGCCCACCAAGUUCACUCGCUCAGAUUUCCAGAGUUACGUCUUCCCGGUGCUGGCUUCUCUGGCUUCCUACCACACGCACAUGGACCCAUUUUUCCAGCAGAAGAUCAUUAAAUGCCUUGAGCUGGGAGUUGUGAGCCGGUGUGCCGGGCCCCUCUGUGUGAGUUCCCUUACUCUGUGUGUGCUGGAGAUGAGGGACUCCAUGAUCAAGCUGCUGCGGGAGGUUAUGCUCAACCUCUCCAAGAUCACCGCCACCGUCCAGAACGCUCAGCCCAUCCUAGAGUUUAUUUCAACCUUCCUCCACCUGCCUAAAGUGUAUGCCAGCUUUGUGUCCGACCAGUACAUGUCCAUCUUUGCCAUUGCCAUCCCCUACACCAACCCGUUCAAGUUCAACCACUACAUCGUGUCGCUGGCCUACCACGUCAUUGCCAUGUGGUUCCUCAAGUGUCGCCUCCCCUUCAGACGUGCAUUUGUCCAGUUCAUAACAAAGAACCUCAGCAUCAUCCUGUCCAAUGAGGAUGCCAACACACGGCGGCGGAGUGCAAGUGCCAGCACCGGCGAGCAGGCUUUGCUCAAUGCAAGAACUAGAAUGACUCGCUCUCAGUCAUUCUCCCACAAGCGCCUAGAAGAGCUAAAGAAUGAGCCUCAGCCAUCCCUGUGUGCUGGACAGGGGAAAGGGGAGGAGAUGAUACAGUUUCACAAUGACUUGCUGGAGACCAUCGUUGACCUAAUGUCCCGCUACACCUAUGCUUCCUGCGCCCCGCUGCCAAAGAGGAGUUCUGUGGCCAAGAUGCUGAUCACUGGUGGGCAGGAGCAGACCUGGAUCCUGGGCAACAAGAUAAUAACAGUGACCACCUCAGGGUGUGGCCAGCGCCCCAUGAGGAACGGCCUGUGUGACAAGUGCAUACAGCUGUGCCGGAAGGAGAACAAUGUAGCACCGGCUGAGUCCUUGCCCCCAAGCACCGCCACGGCCAGCCGGCGCCGCCACCGCUCGGAGCUCCACCGCACCAUCUCCCACGAGGCAAAGUACAAGCCUCAGAGUAAGGAUGACCUGCACAUGAGGAGCAUCAUCCGUGACCUUGGGGACGGCAUAACCCCCAUAGACCACGACCCCACAAGUUCAUGGUCGAGUGGAGGGUUUGGGGAUGCCACAGUCAGGGAGCCGUCCAAUGAACGCCUGGCGCCCAUCGGCAGUGUUGGCUCUGGUGCUGAUGCUGCCGCUGCCACUGCUGCUGCCUCAGCUGCUGCCGCUGCUGCUGCGGCUGCUGCUGAUGAGGAGCGGCGGCCACGGUUGUGUGCCUGCUGGUGUUUGGGGUGGGCAGAAAUUCACAUCAGGCAGCCGACUGGCAAUAUGUCGUGGAUGAUGAGGAUCCAAAAUGAGCAACAGCUGCUGCCGUUAGGUAUGGAGGAGUUGCCGCUCUUUGACCUCAGCUCCCUCUUCUCCCCGACCUCCUCGUCUUCCUCCAGUCAGGGUGGCCUGGGCUCAGGGUACACGCGGCGCAGGCUGAGCGGCUUGACUCUUGAGGACCAGAAGAACGAGGAGCUCCUAAGUCAGACGUUUGAAGAGCUCAGACCACGUGCCUUCUCCGGAGCCUCGGACAAGACGCAGGAUUCGGACCCGGGAUCACAGAGGGACUUCAGUGGGUCCAGCAGCGGGGCGCCCUCCCACGCCUCCUCGGACCCCCGCAUCAACACCACCGACCUGGGAGAGGACACCAGAGAGAGUUCCCCACUCACCACCACCACCACCACCACCACCACCACAUCAGGUGACAACUUGGAAGACCCGCGUGUCCCAGUUCAGCGAUGUCACUCUAGUCCCGAGAUGAGUGAGGGUGCUGUGGUGGGUGGUGAAGAGUCUUCCCCGCCUGGCGAGUACAGACCUCCAGCGUCCCCGACCCCUGUCUCACCCCUGCCUGAAAUGUCUCCUUCCCCUCCACCCUUGGGCAGAGCUAAACUCUCACCAAGAUUUGAGUCUGUGAUGGACGGCAGCACAGGAUCCACCUCGCCACCUCCACCCGUGGGCUCCUCCAGGGUGCGCCACACCUCAGCACUCCAGAUGACUAGUGGCGGCAGCAACAGCAGCAUUUCCUCGGCAAGUGGUGGCGUUACCUGCUCAGCUGAGGGGGAGGACAGUGGCUCACCCCGACCAAUACGCAGGGACCGAGGGCACACCAUCUCCGACAUGAACCCAGCCUCCAGGAAGCUUCACCUCAAGUCUGCUGCAGCUGUUAAGAAAAUGAACUCCAUGAAGGACAUAAAGGCGGGGAUCUCACCUUGUUUUGUGUUCCUGCAACUGUACUACCUGGGCAAGCUUGGGAGCAAUACUGAGAAGCCAGUUCUGCUCCCCACACACCUGCCGGAGAUGCAGCGAGCCAUGCGUGUGCUUGACCUCAUCCGGCCGCAGGAGACACACAAGAUUGGGGUGUUGUACGUUGGCAAGGGGCAGCGCACUGAGCAGGAAAUACUGAAAAAUUCCUUUGGCUCCUUGCGAUACAUGCUCUUCCUGCAGGGCCUUGGAACUGUGCUGGAGCUGAGCUCAGUGCCUGAGGAUGAGGUUUUCUUGGGUGGCCUGGACACUAAAGGCAGUGAUGGGAAGCUUGUUUGUAUCUGGCAUGAUGAUGUUAUGCAGGUUGUGUUUCAUGUGGCCACCAUGAUGCCCACCAAAGAGUCCGAUCCAAAUUGUAACAGCAAGAAACGGCACAUUGGCAACAACUAUGUCACCAUUGUUUACAACGAAAGUGGCCAGCCCUACAGCAUCAAUACCAUAAAGGGUCAGUUCAACCACACCACAGUGGAGAUCGUGCCGGGUGAUCACUCCACCAACAGUGUUGGGGUACUGUGUCGGCCAGAGCUGACAGACUUUGUGGGUGGUGGUGGCAGUCCUCGACUUGUAUCUGAUACCAAUCUGCCCAUCCUUGUACGGCAGAUUGCCCUUCAUGCUGAUCUGGCAUCAACCAUCUGGGAGUCACUGAAUCGGCCACCACACAGUCCCUAUGCCAGUAACUGGUUGGAACGGCUCCGGAAGAUUAGGAAGAUCCGACAAAUGGUGACUGAGCCGGAUGGGACGCAAGCCAACAUCAUGGAUUUCACGGACAUGGUGGACGCAGACAAGUGGGACAAGGCUCGGGGUGGCGGUUCAGGGUACUGGCAGCAGUUCCUUGCCUGAGUGCUGUGAACGGGGCCGUGUUUGGUGCAGCUGAAGCCACCUCAAGCCUUGUACAAUUGGAAUUUAUUUGGCACCUAUGGAUCUAUGGUUUUCAGAUUUUAUUUUGAGAUUAACGUCACACAAGAUAGUGACAACUUACACUGAAGAAUCUAUUUUAUUCAUAUUUAUCAUUGCUCAAUGAUAUAUAUUAAUGUAUAUUUUUUGCUUAAGUGAUUUUAUUUUUCUGUACCUCAGAUUUGAUUUGGAACCCCAAGUGAUAUAUAUUUAGGAAUUGUAUCUGGAUACCCAAAGUGUUUAUAAACAUGUUUUCUAGUGAGACUCCAGAUCACUUGUUGGACCUCAUCUUCAGCUACCAGUGCACACAGUUUCAGGCAUUUGUUCCAUACUUUGGGGAUUCCCAACUUUGUAUGGUUUGUGUUUGUAUGUGCAUGGAUCUGUUUGUGUGAAUGCAAAAGUUUGUAUGCAUGUGAAGUGCUGUUCUUAUUCAAUACAUGUAAAAACAAUA
Molecule: messenger RNA, 6204 nt
Organism: Eriocheir sinensis (Chinese mitten crab)
Lineage: Eukaryota; Metazoa; Arthropoda; Malacostraca; Decapoda; Varunidae
Gene: gig
Product: tuberin-like
Exons: 34
Coding region: 159-5699 (1846 amino acids)
Biological process (GO): negative regulation of TOR signaling; negative regulation of phosphatidylinositol 3-kinase/protein kinase B signal transduction; regulation of small GTPase mediated signal transduction
Cellular component (GO): nucleus; TSC1-TSC2 complex; cytoplasm
Molecular function (GO): GTPase activator activity
Source: RefSeq, a predicted model, not a curated record